Caenorhabditis briggsae is the source of this 243-nucleotide messenger RNA. The record is from RefSeq and is a predicted model, not a curated record. NCBI's taxonomy places the organism in Eukaryota, Metazoa, Nematoda, Chromadorea, Rhabditida, Rhabditidae. Bases 1 to 243 code for a protein of 80 amino acids. The transcript is spliced from 2 exons.
AUGUUCGAAUUUGGCAGCUUGUCGAGCCAGCACACGACAUUGUUCGACUCGGGUCUCUCGUCGGCACUCUCAAAUUCGACUAACAACAGUAUAACCUCCGGGUCGCCGCCAACCGCUUUCAGCAGCAACUACAUCGAACGACCAGGGUUAUUGUUCCAGGUAAGCCUAAGUUCAGAUAUUCCACCUCCUCCUGUACCGUGUGACCUCUUACAUUCGUCUGCUUCUGAAUUCAGUGAACCAUGA